Molecule: messenger RNA, 1730 nt
Organism: Lecanosticta acicola
Lineage: Eukaryota; Fungi; Ascomycota; Dothideomycetes; Mycosphaerellales; Mycosphaerellaceae
Source: the annotation of a GenBank genome assembly
AUGGCUUCAGCAAACGAUGAAAAGGAUAUCUUGCAAGCCUAUGAAGAUCCGAUACGGGGUGUCAACAGCGAUAUAGUCGCUCAGACCCGCGUCGAGGUACGACUUUCCACAUCUCACAGCCGUAGACCUGCCCAGCUAAUACUCGAGUCACUUGUAGAGAGUCUUCCAUUCCGUCCAGUUCUUCCUCCUCGUAGUCUCGUUCAUGAGCAGCUGGGAAGGUAUCGCAAGCAACCUGUACAGCGUCUUUUACAACGGCGGCCCACAGACCCUUGUCUGGGGUUUCCUUCUUGUAUGGACUGGAGUGAUGGCUCAAACAGCCUCUCUCGCUGAGAUGGCAGCGGCGCAACCUAUCGCUGGUGCGAUGUAUCACUGGACUUGGGCGCUCGCUCCUACCGAUAUCAGGCGAUUCUCGACAUGGUUGCAAGGCUGGAAUACUUGGACAGGAUGGAUCAGUAUGACCGUCGGCAUCUGCAACUCCACCGCGAAUUGGAUCAUUAGUCUCGUUCAGCUGAAUUACCCCGACUAUGUUGCGACGGGAUGGCAUUCGACAUUGAUGGUCUUUGCCAUGAUGGUCGUCUGUGUUGCUUUCAAUGUGUACAAAUUUGGAAGAUUGGUUCCUUGGAUCGAGUCAAUUGCAGGUGGUCUCCACUUUGCUAUGUUCAUUGCUUUUAGCAUUACGCUACUGGCUAUGGCGAAGAAGCACAGUGCCAGCUUUGUGUUUCUCAGUCGUGUGGACGCAACGCAGACUUCUGGAUGGACGAACGAAUUCAUUAGUUGGAAUCUCGGGCUGCAGACUUCCGUUUGGGUGUUUGUCGGUAAGUUCACUCCACCGCUUUGACACGUUUCCCUCAUGCUGAAUCUCUCGACAGGUUUCGAUGCUGCAGUCCAUCUCAGUGAGGAAGUCCGCAGGGCGCCCAAUACCGUGCCGAGAGUCAUGGUCUACACCAACUUGGUCAACGGUUUAAUGGGCUGGAUCUUCAUCGUCAUCCUUCUCUUUUGCGCCGGUAACAUCGACGAAGCACUCCAGUACUCCCAGCCAAUGCUAGCCGUGUUCUUGCAUGCCACAGGCUCCACCCGCGCGGCAACUGCAAUGGGCAGCCUUCUGGUGUUCAACGGAAUACUUGCCUUGCUUUCCGGCGUCGCUUCCAUGUCCCGCCUCAGCUGGUCUUGGGCACGAGAUGGAGGUCUGCCAAAGGUAUUUGCAUAUGUGAGCCUGCUCCGUUUCACAAUAUACAGUACCUGUAGCAUCCAAUCUGACGCAUCCAAUCUGACGCGAAUAGGUCGACGCCCAGAAGCGCGUGCCAGCCCGAGCAGUGCUGUUCUCCAGCAUGCUCGUCGUGCUACUCUCGCUCGUCAACAUUGGCUCGACCGUCGCCAUGCAGGUCUUCAUCUCGCUUUCCACAAUCGCGAUGUACUUGAGCUACUUCAUCGCGAUUCUCAUGAUGUUCUUACGCCGACUAUCUUCUUCUUCUUCUCCGUCACCUCAGCUCGGACCCUGGACCAUGGGCAAACUCGGAAUGCCAGUGAACAUCUUCGCCCUCGUCUAUACGGCCUACAUCAUCAUCUGGCUGCCAUUUCCCACCACCAUACCAAUCACAGGCGCUAAUUUUAACUACGCCUCUCCGAUGCUCUUCUUCGUGAUUCUGCUCGCUCUCGGUCUUUGGGUUUUCAGAAGGCGAACGUGGCCGGGUUUACGGGAGGACAUUGUCGAGGUCGCCAUCAAUAAAUGA